UGAAUUCAUCAAAAAAGAAUUUUACCAUCAAACAACUUCCUUAUCGCUAAUAUAUAUAAAAAACCCUAUACCCCAAAAUAUUCUACCGCCAGCAAACCUCCAACGCCUCACUCUGAACAAAGCAAUCAUGGCAAGCAAAGAACCAGAUCACGAGCACAGAGAAGACGAGGAUGCCGCCCCCGCCGAGGAAGAAGACACCGGAGCUCAAAUCGCCCCUAUCAUCAAGCUCGAGGAAGUCGCCGUCAGCACCGGCGAGGAAAACGAAGAUCCGAUGCUCGAUCUGAAGUCGAAGCUCUACCGAUUUGAUAAAGAAGGCAAUCAAUGGAAAGAGAGAGGCGCUGGUACCGUGAAGCUGUUGAAGCACAAAGAGACUGGAAAAGUUCGCCUUGUUAUGAGGCAAUCUAAGACUCUCAAGAUCUGCGCCAAUCAUUUAGUGUUGCCGACUAUGACGGUGCAGGAGCACGCAGGGAACGACAAAUCGUGCCUGUGGCACGCUUCUGACUACGCUGAUGGUGAAUUGAAAGAUGAACUGUUCUGCAUUCGUUUUGCAUCUGUGGAAAAUUGCAAAACCUUCAUGCAAAUGUUCCAAGAAGUUGCUGAAUCACAAAAACCAAAAGAGGAAAAUAAAGAUGCAUCUGCUGCUGCUGGACUGCUGGAGAAGUUGAGCGUUGAUGAAAAGAAGACCGAGGAUAAAGCCGGAGAGGAGAAAAAGGAAACAGAAGCCACAGAAAAGGCAGAUACCGAUAAGAAAGAUGGGGAGGCAGCUUCCUCAACUUAAAAGGCGGUUGGGUUUGUUUUCCAUGCCAUGUACUUUUGGCGAAUAUGGUGAGAGUAGUCACUGGCAUAUUCCUCGGAUGGAACUAGAUGUGUUAUUGGUUGGAAUGGUCUCGAGUGUUUGUUGAGGUUUGGUUGUACCCUGGGUCAUGUUUGCAUGUUGAGAUUCAUGUUUUACGGUCAUUCAACCGGGUUUUCCCCAGUAUUAUACUAUCAUGCUGAAUUUUUCUUUA
Messenger RNA from Gossypium raimondii (Peruvian cotton), 1007 nucleotides. Its product is annotated as ran-binding protein 1 homolog a. The record is from RefSeq and is a predicted model, not a curated record. Lineage: Eukaryota; Viridiplantae; Streptophyta; Magnoliopsida; Malvales; Malvaceae. The transcript has 4 exons. Gene Ontology annotation, molecular function: GTPase activator activity. Gene Ontology annotation, biological process: nucleocytoplasmic transport. Gene Ontology annotation, cellular component: cytoplasm; nuclear pore. The coding region runs from base 128 to 778 and encodes 216 amino acids.